AUGGACCAAAUGGAAGAAGAUCACAAUCGAACAGAACACACUCGGGCAACAGGUUACAUGGGCAAAAGCUCAGAGAUUACUUGGAUGCAGCGGCUCCAGAGAGAAGCUGAGCAGCGAGCCCGUGGCAAGUGCGGGACCUUGGAGCCAGACCCCGACGAGAACGAAGAAACGAAGAAUAGCUUUUCUCUGCAUACCCUAGACUAUCAUCUUGACGGCAUAGGCAUCUCUAUACCGGAACCGGUGCAAAAAUACAGCAUGCCUUCGCGGCAGCUAGCGGACCGACUUCUUGACGACUACUUGACAACGAUUCAUCCAUUUUUCCCCAUAAUCAGCAAAUCACUCUUCUGCGCACAAUACAAGACAUUCUUCGCUACUUCCACACCACUUAACAGCGUCCGAACCGGUGACAAAUGGCUCGCAAUUUUGAAUGCCAUUUUCGCAAUCGCGGCUAAACACAGCCAACUCAUGAACGCGCCGUGGCGUGGGAAUGAAACCGAUCCUUUGAUAUACCUGACCCGAGCUAGGCUUCUCAGCAUGAAUGGUGAGCAUUUAUUCAGUCAUCCCGAUCUUCAACAAGUCCAAGUGGAAGGCCUAAUCACACUUUACCUGCUUGCCUCGAACCAAAUCAACAGAGCAUGGAGAAUUUCAGCUUUGGCGGUGCGUUCCGCCAUCGAACUCGGUAUCAACUUGAAGAAUGAGAACCUGUCAGCACCAAACGUCUCUAAAGAAGCUCGCUAUAAGCUAUGGUGGUGCAUAUACUCUCUCGAACAUACGCUAUGCAUCAUGACUGGUCGAGCUCUCUCUUCGCUGGAUGGAGGUUACGCGACACCCUUGCCGCUUCCCUUCGAAGAAGAUCAGCUUCACGAAGAUCCAUCGGCUAUUGAAGUGCUCAACGAUCCCCAAUUGAGAAACAAGCGGAUCGGCAAUGUCAUGGCAAGCUCAUGGAUUCACGUUCAGAGCAGCAAUAGGAAGGAAUUGCAACCACACGACCAAUCUUGGAUCAAAAAUUUGCCUACGAAUUUUGGACUCUGUUACCUUUACUGCUGCGAUUUGACAGUGAUUACCCAGGAGGUUCUCAAUAAAGUCUAUUCAAUCAACUGCGUCGUGCUGCCGUGGUCAGAAAUUGAAAAUCGAAUCGAUGAUUUGCUAUCACGAUUCGACUUCUGGCGGUCAAAUCUACCGACGACGCUAGACUUUACGCAGAAGAUAAACAGCGACAGCUCCGAUCGACUUCGCUGUAAAUUAGCACUGGGCUUCCAAUAUUACAGCGCUCGAAUCACUCUCGGCCGCCCUUGUCUCUGCCGGCGGGAUGCCCGCAAAAACAGUUCUAUCCAGACCUUCAGCCAUAUGAUGGCAGUCAUCACCUUGGAUUCUGCGUCCGGCAUGAUCGAUUUGAUUCCGGACGAGCCGGACGUCCCUCAGCUUUAUGCAAUCUGUCCAUGGUGGUGCUUCCUACGGCAACUGAUGCAAGCGGCGAUCGUCAUUCUCCUGGAGCUGUCAUUCGGCUGCAUACAUAUGCCAGAAGAAAAAGAGAAGCUCGUCCGACUGGCGAAGAAAUGCAUCCGCUGGUUCUUUGCAAUGCCGGAACACAGCGCACGACGAGCAUGGCAGCUCUGCGACUCCGUUUUCCGCAAAUUGGCCAGAGGCAUGAACUUCAACACCGACGACAUCCCGUCCCAUUCAUACCAGCAAGAUCGCAACACACAUAUCUCUGCCUCUCAAUCCUUCUUCCACUCCCCGCCUGCUGUCUCUCGCGAUCACUUAAACUUGCACCCCGAUGACAUGAACCUGUUGGACUCGCACCCAGUUCCAGAGGCUGAUCUCUGGACGACUGACUUCAAUUUUUCCACUCCCAAUCUGAUGUCCUCGCUGCAAGGCUCGGUCGAGAUGACCGAUUCGUACUUUCCCUGUGAUCCUUCCAGUGAAUGUUUGAUCCGAUCUUUGUUUCCGUCUCGCGAGGAAGACAGCAGGGAACACAAUUGA
Messenger RNA from Penicillium samsonianum, 1983 nucleotides. RefSeq names its product fungal specific transcription factor domain-containing protein. The transcript has 2 exons. Gene Ontology annotation, molecular function: DNA binding; zinc ion binding. The record is from RefSeq and is a predicted model, not a curated record. Lineage: Eukaryota; Fungi; Ascomycota; Eurotiomycetes; Eurotiales; Aspergillaceae. Gene Ontology annotation, biological process: DNA-templated transcription. Bases 1 to 1983 code for a protein of 660 amino acids.